This is a messenger RNA of Penicillium digitatum Pd1, 1608 nucleotides long. RefSeq names its product isoaspartyl peptidase/L-asparaginase. Lineage: Eukaryota; Fungi; Ascomycota; Eurotiomycetes; Eurotiales; Aspergillaceae. The record is from RefSeq and is a predicted model, not a curated record. Gene Ontology annotation, molecular function: hydrolase activity.
AUGUCCUACAGCAUCGUCCUACACGCUGGAGCUGCCGACUCUUGGGCAGGUGACUCCCAACUUCAAGAGAAAACCGAAUUCUUCCUUCAACGUUUGAUCAACUUAGCGGAAGAGGAAUUAAGGAACGGAGAAAGUGCAUUGAAGGUGGUCACGGAAGUAGUAUCUGCUCUAGAGGACUACCCCCAAUUCAACGCGGGCAAAGGAUCUGCUCUCAACAUUGAAGGCUUCCACGAGUUAGAAGCUGCUGUAAUUGAUGGUACAACCUGUAGGUACCGAGCAGCAGGCGGAUUGCAGCGCACCAAGAAUCCUAUCAAACUGGCACACAAAAUGCUGGACUUCCAAGCACCAGCUUUAAUAGUAGGAAAGGCAGCCGAUGAGCUAGCGGAGACGAAUGGCUUGGAUAUGGUAGAUAACUCAUACUUUACUACCGACAGCCGUCGACUCUAUUGGGAGGCGAAGAGGAACAAGUUGUUGGAGAAUCAUGGCACCGUGGGUGCUGUAGCCCUCGACAUUCACGGCAAUCUUGCAGCUGCUAACUCUACUGGUGGUAUUUCCUUCAAACACCGAGGAAGAAUUGGCGAUACGGCGAUCGUUGGCGCAGGGAUAUAUGCGGAUGAUCAGGUAGCAGUUGUUUGCAGUGGAAGCGGUGAUGCUAUACUCCAGGCCACUGUAGCUGGAAGGGCUGCCGCUGCAGCGCGCUCGGGAACCGAGCUGAAUGAUGCCGUGGAGAAGGCAAUUUUGACAUCUGCAAAGCUCUUCCCGGAUUCUUCAUGUGGAGUCAUUGCCGUGGACAUCUACGGGUCCAUCUCGAUCCAUUGCAAUAGUCGGAUUUUCGCAGUCGCGUCGGCCAAUUCUUCGCAGCACCCCGGGCAGGCUGGUAUCGCGAGGUUGACCAUUCCGAUUUUGAACCAACUCGCCAUCUUCGAGGACGAUAAGAUCAGAGCUGGGAUGGUCAAGUACCCAACCUUUCCCAAUCAGAUUGUGGCUCAAACCCAGCUGAGAGAGCCCGUGUUGUCCUUGGAAGCUGAUGUCUUUGCGGAUUUCUUCGUCCGACUCAGAGGAGUGAUUCAGAAGGUACAGAGUUUCUACCAAGCCCCUGAUAUCGCAUUUAUAACUUGUGAUAAAUCCUCUUGGGCAUUUAUAUUUCCGCUCUUGAUGGCCUCGCCGUCCAUGGAUACAGUCCUCAAAGAUGACAGUCACAUCACCACCCGCCCUCUAAGCAACGGCCACCGUGCAGAGUUCCACUAUGUUGAAGAAAAGUUGAUCAAGGUCGAGAUCCAUCGGCCGGACAAGACAGGGUUAUUCUCCGCAGACCUACAACAAUACUCUCAGACUAUCCUUCAAAUAUGGAAUGUGCUCCGGGUUCUAUCACAGGAACUUGGUCCUGAUACGACACCUCAGCAACUUGAGGUCCAUCCUCAACGAAAAGGCUCCAUCACCAUUUUCUUAGCUAGUCCACGACCAUCUUCAUUCCCUAAGCCUGCGACCUUCUCUGAUUCCCUCCCGGAGUACCUCACCACCGAACUGGGACCAAAAGUGACGAAUGUGGCUGGCCUUGGGCUUUUAGCAGGCGAAAUUGUGGCGCAUUUGGCGACUUCAUCAAUCUAG